AUGGGAGAACGUUGGCCAGGAUAUCCGGCUCCGGGAAUCCUCGGCGGUUCGUUAGUUAUUCGCGGCUCGGCCUCCGUUCAGGAAUUCAUCUCGCGACCCGCACGUCGUUGCUUAAUUUGCAAGCAAAAUUAGGUGUGUGUGCCGAGGAAGAGAUAGAGACUAACAAAAGAGAAUAGGUACGAAGCAUUUUUUCUUCUCUUUUUUGAACAAAAUUAGGAAAAUACUGUAUUUCGUUCGGAUUCUUUGAUUCAGCUUUCUCUAAAAAAGUUGCCUAGUCUUAACAUUUUAUUAUUUCUUUUUGUUGCACCGUUUUCAGUUGAAGUUUCAAAUUUGGAGAUUUUAGUUAUGUAUGCCAUUGCUCGUAAAUCGUUUCUGGUCGGUCGCAAUUUGAAUUUAUCAAACAGCUUAACUUAUUCCAAUAAAAAGUUUAUUUUUUUAAUAUUUCCCGUUUUGAUAUUCAAUAUAAAACAGCAGUUUUUUAGCUUUCCAAAUACAUUUUUUGUUCACCAAAAAAAUUUUAAAAAAAUUUGGAAGUAUGUUGAAUUUCGUCUGCGGUGCAUGCACAAUAAACAUCAUAUCUGACGGGCGAAUGUAGAACGCCGUGAAAUGAGUUACGUUUCAUAGAAAGAUUAUAAUCAUUUCUUUUUUUCCGUUUUUUUGAUUCCUCGUCAUCAAUUUCAGCUAAAAAAAUUAUUUUUGAGAAGAAAGAAAAAAAUUCAGAAAAAAUCUUCAAGGGCCUCAAGCUCCUUCAAUUUACAAUUCUAAACUAUUUUUUUCCUCUACAAAGUUAUUUUAUAUGAAGAAGAAAGAUAUUAUUGUAGUAAAUACUCCGCCGAUUUUUCCUUUUUUUUUAAGUUUUUAAAAUCACUUUUUUCACUCCUUCUUUCUUCCCAAAGUCGCAAAGCUCCUCGAUUUGCAGAAAAGUUUCAAACCCUAUCAUUAUUUUUCCAUUCGAAAAAUGUUCAAACAUUAUCCGCAAAGUGCGACGGAAAAGCCUUUGAAAGUUCAUCCCGGCAAUUAUAUUCGAUAACUUCCUUUUUUCCACAAAGUUUCUCAUUUUUCUCCAAAAGUGCUUUUUUAAUGGUGGUUGUAGCUUUUCUUCAUGUAGAAUUCGAAAAAUAUGCGUUUAUGAUUUUUUGAUGGACAGUUUUUGAUUUUUUUGAAGAGUAGUUCUUAAAAAAAUGAGCCGGAAAAAAAGUUUUUAUUUCACGCUUAAAAAAAUAAUUAGGUCUCUAGACGAUGCUUUUUUUCAAUUUUAAACUUUUUAAAAAAAUUUUCAGCUCAUUUUUUUCGUUAAUAAUAUACUAAUUUCCGAUUUGAAAAAUUUGAAAAAAAUCCAAAAAUAGGCGAAGAAAUUUCAACUAGAACCGCAUCGCGACCGCAACGCCUUGAGCCAUUCCAAAUGCGACCAGCAGCGUCGAAAAAAAUGGUCUUUUUCACGCCUGAUUCUUGGUGUCAAGCCAGAUUUCCCAGAAAAAGUUGCCAAAUCUUGAUCUUUCCCUUUUUUCCCUUUUUAGAAUUCCUAAUCGCCGUCCGACGCUCAUAAAAAGCGACUUUUUCGGGCCUUUUUCUCAUUCAUAGCUGAUCAGUCUGGCACGCACACGGCUUCCUCGCGACGUUCACAAGUUUUUUUGUCAUUUUUUUCUUUUCUCUCUCGAAUAUCAAGCCUUUUUUUUCACGACAAAAAGUCAUAUUAUUGCUUUUUAGAGUUGAACAGAAACUACAAUUCAACUAGUAAAAAAAUAAUUUUUUUCGGUUAAAAUGUUUUAAUGAAAUUUAAAAUCUGCCCGAAGCCGGGCCUACCCAAGCCCGCACAAGCUUUUUCUUAAAAAUAAGGCCCAGAGCCCGGGCAGACCGACCCCUGGUUAUAACCCAUUCCGGGCCAGCUUCUCCCGUUUUUUCCUGCUAAAAAUACCGUAUAAAAAAGACCCAAUUGACCAAAAUUCGCUUCAAGACCUUCUUUUUCUGCUUUUAAAAAAAGAAUAAAACUGUUUUACGGUACCUCUUUUUCUUUUAAAAACGAGACCGUCUCGAGCGAAAAAAACGCACUAUAUCAAAAAUCCGGGCAUGUUUCUGAGGAAAUUACUUUUUUUAUAUGAGAUUGAUGUACUUCUUGAAAAAAAGAAAGUCUUUUUUUCUUGAAAAAAAUUGCCGUACAAUGGUAAAGGUUUAAACGUACACGGCUUAAAUCUCAUUCCGAAACGUAGUUCAGCCAGGAAAUGGCUCUUUUUCAUAAAAAAAGAUAAAAAUUAAGUUUUUUUGACCUUUUUUUGAUGAUAUAAAUUUUUGGACGUCUAGAUAAAUCAUAAUUUUUUUAAAAAAAUUUCAAUGUUUUCUUCUCAAAAAAAUAUUCAAAUUUUUUUCUCUUUUUAAUUUGUUUUUGGCAGUUUUUUUGGUACUUUUAUAAGGUCGAUCCCUAUCAAAAAGCCACUUUUUAUUCUUUUUUCUUUUUUCUCAAUUAAAUGCUAGAGAAUAUAAUUUAUUUUCCCUCUUAUUCUGCCGAUUUUUGGCUUGAUUCCACUUGAGUGACCAUUCCCCCUUUUCGAUUCGCGUUUCUCCUCUUCUUUUUCUUUUUUUCGCCGACGUGAAAUUCGCUUUUGUCUUUAUUUCAUGAAUUUUUGAAGUUUUCAGGUCCCUGGUUUUUUCUUAAGCAUUGAGACCGACGCAGUCACUACGGCCGGCUCGGUUUGUUUUUUUUUUCAGGAAAAAAUUAAUUUUCUUUACGAACACUAAAGAAAAUUGCCGAAGAGCGAAAUCGGGCGCGGUGCAUUGACGCGAUAUCGCAAAAUUUCUGCUUCGAAGUCGCGCUCGAAAUGCCUUUUUUGACGCGAUAUCGCAAAAAUUCUGCUCCGAAAACGCGCUCGACUUGCCUUUUCGGCGCGAUAUCGCGUUUUCUUGGGGCGAUCUUGCAGUUUGAAAGCUAUGUAAUUUUUGAGUGCGGGAGAAAUGCGAUGUCGCGCCUAGAAAAGUGCGCGAAGGCAGAGUGAAAUGUUCGCGAUGUCGUCACUUUACCGCUAGCGACAUCGCGUUUUGUGUUUUAACUUUUUUGAUUGCGGAAGAAUAGCGAUGUCGCGUCUAGAAAAGUGCGCAAAGACAGAGUGAAAUGUUCGCGAUAUCGUCAAUGUAUCGCCAGCGACAUCGCGUUUAUACCGCGCCCUGCAGUUUUCUUUAGUAGGACCAUUUCAAUCAUGGAUACUUUCUAGGGAAGCCGCGUUGCGGAGGCGUCGACCUCGGACUACCGCGUCGCGGUGUUCGGCGCCGGCGGCGUCGGCAAGUCGUCCAUCGUUCAGAGAUUCGUCAAAGGCACCUUCUCCGACAACUACGUCCCCACUAUCGAGGAUACCUAUAGACAGGUGGAAAAUUAUAGAAAUAAAGAAAAAAAAACAUAAAUCCACUGUAUUCAUAUUAUAAAAAUCAACUAAAAAGAGGCGAAAAAAACCAAAAAGGUACACGUUUUCGCACAUAGACUUGACAACUUAUACUCGAACCGAAAUAUCAAUAAAUUAAAUCCAAAAAUGAAAAAUGCCCGGAAAAUAAAUCAAAAAAUACUAAUUACUUUCAUAGUUUAUCCAAAUUGAAUUUGGACUUAAAAAUUGACUGGAAAUAUACGGUAUUUCCAACAGAGUUCGCCAAGUUGUAUUUGUACUGAAAAGUUUGGGUCAAAAAUCAACCGAAAAACGUCUGAAAUAUGAUAUUUUCAUUGAAGAAGUUCAAUUAAAGCUAUCCGGCUUGACAAAUGAAUAAUUAAGUAGCAUCAAGACCACUUGAGUGACCCCUUGAGAUAGUCCUAAUCGAAAAUUCUCACAUAGCUUCAGAAUUUCUGGCCUUUACUACGUUAUAUGUCAUUUAUAUCUGUUUUUUGGUAAAUCAAACUUUUUUUGAUGGAAAGCGAAAAUAGGUAGGAAGAAUAAGUAGCGCCGAGACCACUUGAGUGACCCCUUGAGAAUCAAAAAAUCUCACAAAUUCACAGAGUUUUGGGCUUUUUUUUACGUCAUAACUCAUUGGUUUCUGCUUUUUAGAAAAUCCAGUUUUUUUUUUGAAGUAAAAGCCGAUGUUAGGUACAAGAGUAAGCAGCGCCAAGACCACUUGAGUGACCUCUUAAUCAAAAUUUCCCAGAAUUUUGGGCCUUUUUUGCAUCGCAAGUCAUUGGUUUCUGUUUUUCUGGUACCUCAUGUUAUAAUCGAGAACUUGCAGGUGAUCAGCUGCAACCAGAAAAAUGUCUGCACUUUACAAAUCACCGACACGACGGGAAGCCAUCAGUUCCCGGCGAUGCAGAGGCUCUCGAUGAGCAAGGGACACGCUUUCGUCCUCAUCUAUUCCCUUACAAGGUUCGAUAAAUCAACUCAGCAAAGCCUGAGUGCUUACUAGAAGGCUUAGGAAACCCCCCCCCCCCUAAAGUGGACAAAAUAAUGCCCUCAGAAGGUUGUAGUUAAAGUAGGCCUUAUAGGGGAUUGUGGUCUGGAUCAUAAGCCCCUUCAACAUAAGUGGUCCCUAUAGGGGUCUGGAAUCUGGAUCAUAAGCCCCUCCAACUUAAGUGGUCCCUAUAGGGGUCUUACGGUCUGGAUCAUAAGCCCCUUCAACUUAAGUGGUCCCUACAGGGGUCUUACGGUCUGGAUCAUAAGCCCCUUCAACUUAAGUGGUCCCUAUAGGGGGUCUGGAAUCUGGACCAUAAGCCCCUUCAACUUGAGUGGUCCCUAUAGGGACCCUUUUUUUUGCUCUGAUUUAAAAAAUAAAAAAAGACGUUCGUUUUUUGAGCAUCGCGCUCUUCCAAAGGAAGGAAAUGAAUGAAUUUCAUCAAUUUUUUGUUUUUUUUUUCAGUAUGCAGUCGUUAGAAGAACUCGGCCCCAUCAUUAUGAUGCUGAAGGAAGUGAAAGGUUCGGCGAUUGGCGAAGUGCCAAUAAUGCUGGUCGGCAACAAAAAAGACGAAGAUUCGGUUGGUCCAUUCAAUUUUUAACGGAUAUUACUGUUUUGGAGAAAGAACUUUUGAAAAAUUGAUGCAGGUUCAAACACUAAGAGCAGCUCAGAGCUACAAAAAAAAUUAAAAUACCAAGAAGAACCUUUCAAUUUGGCCUUACAAGGGAGAUCAUAUCACUUAUUGUUGAGAUUUUUCUGCAAAACGGUCAGAUUAUUUUCUGAUGUAGAAGAUGAUCUUCCUGGAUUUCUAAACCUGUAAAACUUCCUAGUUUUUGAGGAACGACCUGAUGAGAAAGUAAUAGGAAAAAUUAUUUUUAUUUCAAAAGAAUAAUGAGAAUUCAAAAAACGACCGUAUUUUAUUAAUUCGCAAUGGAGCACAAAAAAAGCGGUCGCAUUUUGUAAACGUCCGUACUCUAUGCCUCGCCGCACUAUUUAAACCACGAAAUGUCAUACAACGACAACUUUCUCAGAACUUCGGAACUGGAAACAGAAAUAACGAAUUUCAGAAGCGCGAAGUUUCCACCGCGGUCGGCACGAAACUCUCAUCUCAAUGGGGUACGGGAUUCAUCGAAACGUCGGCCAAGAACAACGACAACAUCACGGAACUGUUCCAGCAACUCCUUUCAAGGGAGAAAAAACGGCAACUCGCCCUGACGAUGGAUGAUCCCGACGGGAAAAGCGGCAAGAAGAAAGGAUGCGCUCUCAUGUGA
Molecule: messenger RNA, 5624 nt
Organism: Caenorhabditis auriculariae
Lineage: Eukaryota; Metazoa; Nematoda; Chromadorea; Rhabditida; Rhabditidae
Source: the annotation of a GenBank genome assembly